GCCAUUUUUUUUCUCCUGCGACCCCGUGAACUUCUUGGUCCUUUUCUUUUCUUCCUCGGCCGGGUCACGCGUGCAGCAGAGCGCGGGCAUUUCGGGGGCGCCAUCAUUAAUAAGGGAACGCUCGAGAAGCGAGAAAGCGUCGGCUGGGGAUUCUCUUGGACAAGUGACGCCAACGAGGGAGGGUUCCGUGACGACGGUUUCCGAAAUCCCACGAUCUCCUCCGAGAGUUUUGCCGCUGUGUGCUGGAGAGUCGUUUGCUGCAUCAUCGCCUUCUGAUAGUGACGCUGUGUCGGUGGAUGGUGACAAUGACCGCAUAGAGGCACCAGAAGCUGAAAGCCAGAGUUCGCAGUGGUGUCAGUGGUGCAUGUCAGUUGGUCCACUUCCCUGGAUCCCCUCUUGUUGCACCCAUUCAGCACACUCCACCAUCCUCUGCCACCUCCAGCUAUUAUUCCCGAACCGGGGCACUCGUCGACGCAUUGGACCUUUGGCCGCACCGCAGUCACGGCACGCCUCCCCAAGCUUAUCGAGUUACCACCGCGGGCUGGGUUGUCAGUGGCGGCCGAAUCCUGCCACAAGAUCCCAAAAGCCCAGACCGAAGUCGAUCGCGAUUUCUGGCCAACAACAAUAGCCGCAUUGCUUUCCUGCACCUUUAACCCCGCCGGCCGCCCUGCACAGACCAUCGUCGCCCGUCAUCCAGCUCCCCUCAAGUUCGAUAACCAACCCUUCCCUUUCCGACAUCCGUCCUCGGUCCAGCCUAUAUGACAUCCCUAGAGCAGAGUAUCCUAUUCUGAUCCUCGCGGCGUCUGCGCAUUACCUCAGUCACAAUGGCUGCGGCCACCGAAAGUGGUCUGGACGUCGACUGGCUGUUGCAUUCCAAGAAAGGUGUGGUCCCACAAUGUCGGCUCUCAGUUGCGCCUGCUUUUGCUUCGUCUGAACAGCCACUGUUGAAGAGAAGGGAUGCACUGACCUUUACACCAGAUUUGGCACAUUCGGUGGGAGACAGAAAUGGCCGAAAGCCAGAUUCACAGUCCUCCACAGCCUCCCGAGGCAAUCAGCGCGAGCCUCUCCCUGCGCAACCUCGACCUGAUCACACACCACUUAAAGAAACGCAAAAUGGAAUCCCUCCAGCAGUCCAGCAACAAAAGUCUACAGUCACCGUCAAUGGCAAGGAGAACCACUCACAGCCUACGCCGCCGAAGACAGGCCCGACUGUCUCCCAGCCUACCCAGAUCCAAUCCCCCAGACCCACGAUGUCGAAAGGCCAAAGUACGGAGGACAGCAAAAAAGGCCUGAGGCCAGGUACCCCCAACAAGAAGGAGGGCAGAAGGAGUUCGUGGAUUGCGAGUUUCAGCUCCAAGUUCUCUUCUGCAAAUUCACCGACACCUUCUCGCAAUUCUAGCAUCGAUGUACAACAAGCGAACAAUACCCUAACGGCGUCUCCUCAGCCAAGUCCGAAGAUCGAGUUAACGAAUCCAUUCGAGAAGAAUCGAUCACCUAAAGAUGGACAAAAAGAGGCCAAAAAGGAAGAAUCCAAACCACCUGUCGUCACCCAUACUGCUCCUCGGCGACCUUCUGUCCUCGUCGCUGCCGGGAAAGAAACAAAAUUAGAGCAUCCUGGAUUUCUGUCGAGUGCGCUCCGGAGACUGUCUUCCUCCACCAGCACUACCAUGGGUAAAGGCGCAACCAGUGGAGCAAUCUGUCCAAGAAGGGUUAUGAACGUCGACCCCAACCGUGAACGCAUCAAGAUCAGCGAGUUUGACCAGAACAAGCUCAAGAGAGUGUCUUUUUGCGUAGACGUAGAGAUUGCUGGAUUUGCUUCUCAGGCCGACGAAGACCCAGAGCAGUAUCAUCGCCCAGCUGUGUCAAACGCCCAGAAGCAGAACAUCUCCACAUCCGACAAGCAAGUAACCAGCAACAAGGAUUCAAAGGACGCAAGGACCAAAGAGAAAGGUGAAGGGGCGGCCUUGAAGGCCCCUCAACCGGUAGCCGAGGAAAAGGAAAAGGAGGAGGUAGAGCCGACUAAACCACAGCCAGAACCUCAGGCUCAGCCACCGGAGGAGAAAAAGGAGGAAAAAGACAAAGACACAUCAGAAACGCUGCAAGGCCCCGAACCUCUCGCCGUGCCCGGAACACGAAAAAAGGAGAAAAAGAAACGGUCAGAAGCCGAGCGCAAAGAACGUAAAGAGCGAAAAAGACGACACGCUGAAGCAAACGGUCUGGUGCCCCUGGAGUUGACUCGGGAAGACGAUGAUUCGGACUCAAAUUCAAGCGCAACACCACCAGGCGCCUCAACACCCAGCAGGCGGUCUGCGGAAGGGACUGAUGGUCGUACGACGGAUCCUCUAAGGAUAUACAAGCGCUGUUGUCAGUUGCGCGAAACCACGGUUCUAAGCAAAGUCAAAGAGCAAAUAUCCAAGCCUUCCGCAGGUGUGGCAGAAGCCCCUGGGACCGUGGCCGUGAUGGAUCUUUCGGGGUUUCAGAUGCAGCUGCAAGAUAUUGUAACUUUGGGCGACUGGCUCGCUAUCGUUCCUGUCCGGAAACUCGUCCUAGACAACUGUGGGCUGACAGACGAGGGCGUCCGAGUGGUUUUGUCGGGCCUUUCGAGUUGCAAAUCUGCAGAACAAACUCGACAGAACAGGAAAUUGCCGAAGAGACUGAGCGGGAAGAGCGGCAAGGAGCAAAUGGGUGUUAUCGAGAAGCUCUCUUUGAAGGACAACCCCGGGAUUACGAAUCUGGGAUGGAGACACAUUGCUCUUUUCAUGCAUAUGUCACGGUCGCUAAGGGCUAUUGACCUGUCGGGGAUCCAAUUUCCCAAGGCAGGCGAUCUCUCACGCACAGUCUCUACAACGAGUUCCAACAGCAGUGGAUCAAAUGACACAAACUCGAAAGUGAUGGAUCUGGGGACUCUGAUUAUCUACGCAUUGUCUGAGCGUUUGGGCGACAAACUUGAAGAGCUGAUCCUCAGUGACUGCGGCCUCGCUGCUGCCAAUAUUCGAGACCUAGUGGACUGCGCCAUCAAAUGCAAGAUCCGACGGCUGGGUCUUUCGGGCAACAACCUGGAGCAAGAAGCUCUCGGCUACCUCGUGCGAUAUAUCAAGUCCGGCCACUGUGAGGGUCUCGAUCUUGGAAGCAACGACCUACAUGGAAUUGCAUAUAUCCUUGCAGAAGCUGCUGACAGAGAUUGCCCCUUGUUUGCAAUCAGCUUGUCAGAUUGUAAUUUGACGCCCGGCGAUCUCAAUUCGAUCUUGAUACCAUUUGCAAAGUUGAAGAACCUCAAGUUCAUCGACCUCUCCCGCAAUAUGGCGUUGUUCAACAGUCAACCCAGCGCCGUCCCGGUCUUCCGCAAACUCCUCCCAAAAUUGGCGCCUUUGAAGCGUCUCCAUCUCUCAGAUGUGGGCAUGACGUCUGAACAAGUCAUUGCUUUGGCCGAGAUCCUGCCGGAUUGCCCAUCAAUGGCCCAUCUCAGCAUCCUGGACAACGCGCCGCUGAUUCACGCCAUGAAUUCGAGAGAUGCUAGCUCACAAGAGGAGGCUUGCGCUUUCUUCGCAUCCUUGAUGACCGCUGUCAGGGUGUCAGAGACUAUUGUCGCUGUGGAGAUUGAAAUGCCUAGUGCAGACAGUAGUGAGGUUGUCAAAGCACUGGCGUCACAGGUCGUGGCUUACAGCCUUCGAAAUAUGGAGCGCACAACUCUCAGCGAGGUCGGCGUCAAGCCGGACGAACUUACCGAGAAGGACGCCCCAGAAGUGUUGCUCCACCUCGUUGGUCAUAUGGACGGCUACGCGGCAAAUUACGAUAAGGACGAGCCAGCACCAGACGAGGACUAUAUGAUUGCAUCCACAGGCAUUGUCAAAGCUUUGGGUGUCUGCUUGGAUCGCAAGGACGGCAACAGUCGCGCACAGUCUAGAAAUAUCAGUCCUACGGCGAGUGGAACCUCCACGCCGCGAGGACCGCUCCGGCAGAGGACGGUAUCCAAGCCUCGGGAUGUGAGCUUGGAGCUCUGUGAGAGUGCGAGAAAGAUCAGGCGAAGGUUGCAGCCUGUCCUGGUCAGAGAAGAUCGGGCGGGAAAUCACGACAACUAUCGUCGUCUUUUCUUCCUCGACCAGACUCUUCAGCGGAUGAUACAGAGAUUCGAGGACGAGUAUCCCGAGACCAAAGUCACAUCCUCGUCUCCUCCAACUGCCAACGGCAUGCCUUCACCAGAUCCAUCGAUGGGAGACACCUCUCUGCUAUCGGGUUCGGUUGAUUCCAACGGAAUGCUGAAGAUGGCUGAUGCUGACGACUACUUCCCGGCCGAGCGUGAGGCACAAGACGAAUAUGCCCUGAAACUAUCUCGAACGUCGUCCAAUACGUCUCUUGCCGCCAAAGCUUUUACAGACGAAGAAGGCCGCAUGCACCGUUUUGGACAGAGUAUACGGAGAGAAGUUCUCAAACCUACGGGUAUGGAAGAUACUCUGCAUGGAUCCCAUGUAACCGACUCGGACCCACCUCAUCUGGCUGCCCUCCGGGCGAAGUUGGACGAAUUCCGUGGCGAGGACAUUCGGUACAAAGUCGAAAGGGAGGGCGCGGACAAUGUCGUGCGCGAGCUAGGCUUGAACGCUCAAGAGCUUCUCAUGCUGAGGGAGAAGGACCCCGAAGGCUUUGAUGCUUUCAGAGAGUCGCAGCUGGCUGCGCAGAUCAAUGCGGGCUUGAUUCCCGUGGACGAGAUGAGGAGUGCGAAGGUGUGAUUGACUGCCAUCUGAGUGGCAGGGUGCAAUGUGGAGACGGAGGUCUUGUAUAUCAUGUUGGAUGCUUGACGAUAUUUUGGCAAUAUGCCCUGUGAGCGAUUCUGUUUUGAGAUCGAUCUAUAUGAUGACGACGACGACUUUGACGAAAGGGGGUAUCUCACCGGUACCAGACCUGGGCUAUUACUUGGAGUAAUGUUUCGAUGUUAAUUAGCCUGGACAUGCAUUCGGCUGCACGACGACGACUUGCCUGACGAACGAAGAAGAGGUGGAGCAGAACAGUGCAGAGCAGAGUAGAAAGGAAUAUACUCCCUUGCCUCGACCAGCAUUGGCGACGACUACGAUGAGCUCUGUCUUUCCUCUUUCAAUUGUUGAGUAUCUUGUAUUCUUGAUGGCCUCACAUCGGUGCUGGAGGGCACAGCGCUUCUACC
Molecule: messenger RNA, 5152 nt
Organism: Cladophialophora immunda
Lineage: Eukaryota; Fungi; Ascomycota; Eurotiomycetes; Chaetothyriales; Herpotrichiellaceae
Exons: 2
Coding region: 825-4724 (1299 amino acids)
Cellular component (GO): cytoplasm
Source: RefSeq, a predicted model, not a curated record